GUUCCUGUUCUUCAAACAAACAAUGGUCCCGGUCUGACAGGACUGAUGACCAUAGCUGCCCACCUAGUGAAACAGGCUAAGAAAGACCAGCUGCUUGGAAGUUCUGCAGAAGAGAAAGCUGUUGUUCAGCAGUGGUUGGAAUAUAGAGUGACUCGAGUAGAUGGAGGUGCUAAUAAAGAUGAUACUAGAAUAAUUCUGAAGGAAGGAAUUGAGAGCCUUUGUGAAACAGUUGUGCCAUCAAAUGUCUACUUAGAUGUUAAUGAAUUCCAUUCAGGAGAUCUGAAUGUGUCUGCUUUGUCAAUUUUAG
Leptosomus discolor (cuckoo roller) is the source of this 307-nucleotide messenger RNA. The record is from RefSeq and is a predicted model, not a curated record. Lineage: Eukaryota; Metazoa; Chordata; Aves; Leptosomiformes; Leptosomidae.